This is a messenger RNA of Cuscuta campestris, 4150 nucleotides long. NCBI's taxonomy places the organism in Eukaryota, Viridiplantae, Streptophyta, Magnoliopsida, Solanales, Convolvulaceae. The record is from the annotation of a GenBank genome assembly.
CAGGUGUUUCCACCUACAACCCUUCCGAUUACUCAUACUUAGUAUUUGCGUGAUAAUUUACACCAUCAAAUUGGCGCCACCCGUGGGACCUAUUACAAAAAGUCAUGACAAGCAAUCAAGAAACCGUCAUCUCACAAAUCUCUACUCCCGUUGAGAACGUCGCCUCGUUCCCGGGAGGGAGUACACAACCCUCAAACCAGAUUCCUACCCCCAUGUUCUCUAUUCCAACACCUACUCCAUUCACUUCCCCCGUCACCUCUAUCCCUAUUUUUCCUCCAAAUUUUCCCGGGCCCAUGGACCCGCUGUUUUCACAGGCAUUCCAAAAUUUUGGGCAGUUCAUGUCCAUGUUUCAGCAACCGGGAGGAUUUUCACCUUUUAUUCCAGGAUUGUACCCACAAUCCUCGCCUCAAACUAACAUCAUUCGCCCGGUCAUCCCGACAAACCUAAUCGGGGAGAUGGACAAAGCAGGUCCAUCCCGAUCCAGAAGGAGCCGGUCCCGCAGGUCGCAGACGAAGGUGACCUCGGAUGGGGAUGUGCGUUCAGUCCAUAGCAAAGAUGAGGAUUGGGAUGUUCCCCAAGCGCUCAAAAAAUUGAAGGGGAAGGCCGUUCAACCAGAAGGAUCUAGGAGGUCGGCCUUUCAAAGGCUGGGACACGAUGGCCGAAAUCAAAACCGGUCAGCAAAGGAGCGGUUGGGGGUGGAGACCAUCCCGGCUAGUGCCCUUAAUCGUGUAGGGGAACGAGCCGGACGACCUGGUCAGACCAGGCGAACGGAACUACCCCCACGAGAUGAGCCCCAGCACAGCCGGGCACCACGAGAGGAGAAAGCAGAAAGUCACCCCAGGCACACGACUCGUACCCUUGUUGAACCACGGGAUCGUGUGGGCUGGGUUGAGGCACGUCUGGAGAAACUACAGCGCCGGGUAGACCGGGAGGAAAAGAAGAAAAUCCUGUUGAACGAAUCCCCGUUCACAGAUCGGGUUCAUGAAAUCCCAUUUCCAAAGAAGGCAAAACUUGAGGUCCCAAAGUUCACCGGGAAGGAGGACCUGGAAAUUCACGUCAAAACCCUCCAUCAAAGCGGGCGGAUGAUGGGUCUUUCCGGGGAUGAGAAAUGUUUGCUUUUCUUUCAAACCCUCCGCGGCCGCGCCGCUGAAUGGUUUCAUAACUUACCGGCCGGUGAAAUCGACUCUUUCGAUGAACUGGCUGAGGUGUUUCAAGAAAAGUUCAAAGAAAACUGUACCAAGAGGAAAACAUUUACCUACUUGAGUACAGCCGGGCAGCGAGAGCACGAGGAUCUGACAAAAUUCCUUAUCCGGUGGAAGGAUGAGGUUGACAAGGAGACCUACAAUACAGCUUGGGAUUAUGCUGACGCUGAAGCACAGGUGUCAUCCAAAAGGGAGGCCGAGCAGGGCCAUCCCAAAGGAAAGAUUUCCUUGAAGAAGGAAAUUGAACUGCCCGGUAGAGCAAAGGCUGAAGUCAUGGAGGUAAAGCCGGUCAAAUCAGAGAAGAAACCGACUGGCGAAAAACAAUGGAUGGAGAAGUAUUGCUCUUUCCACAAAACUGAUUCCCAUAACACUGCGGAGUGCAACAGUGUGAAGGGAGUAAUUAAGCAGAUGAUAGAGGCCGGGGAGAUUGAUCCGGAAUAUUUGGCCCAAGCCAAACAAAAGAAAAACCAAUGGGUUAGGCCUGAAGGACAGCCGGCCGAACAGAACAAGAAGAAGAAAGCAGCCGGCAAGGAGCAUUUACAGGUUAUCUACGGUGGACCGGAAGGGGGAGAUUCUGCUUCCCAAAGAAAGAAAUGGGGGCGAGAACUCUACGUUGGAGCGGUGGCCCUAAAUCCCUGGUCGAAACAAGCGAGACGGGAACCGAUCACUUUUACUGACCGGGAUCUUCCCGCCACCAGAGAAGAUCACAAUGACCCCUUGGUCAUAACUAUGGACAUAGGUGGGGUCGAUGUCUCCCGGGUGCUUGUUGACACGGGCAGUAGUGUUAACGUAUUGUACUUGGAUGCAUUUGAGAAGCUCAAGUUGUGUCGAACAUGGCUUAAGCCCUUAAAGACUCCCCUGUCUGGGUUUACCGGGGACUUAGUCAAAGCUGAAGGGUCGAUCCUUCUAACCUGUGAGCUGGGCACAGGCGAGCAGGUCGUCCAAAAACAAAUGAGGUUUGUGGUUGUGAACAUCAAUUGUGUUCACAAUGCCAUUUUGGGCCGGCCUGGGAUAAACAAGGUCCUUGGAGUCAUCUCCAUGGCCCUUCUCUGUAUGAAGUUCUAUACCCCGGGCGGUAUAGGACAAGUCAGAGGAGAUCAAAAGAAGGCCCGGCAUUGCUAUUUGGAAGCUGUAAAGAAAAUGACGAAGGCCUUUGAGAGAGUCACUUUGGUCUCUCAGGAGGAAGACCGGUCAAAGUUAGAGCCGGGUGAUGAAACUGAGCAGAUUGUCCUCCGGGAAGCUUUCCCGGAAAGAAUGGUACGGAUUGGCAGAGACCUGCCCAGAGGACUUCGAGAUGAAAUCAUCUCAGUCCUUCGGGAAUAUGCAGAUAUUUUUGCGUGGAGUGUGGCGGACAUGCCAGGCAUUAACCAUUCUGUCAUAUGCCAUCGUUUGGCUGUGAUGGAAGGGAGCCGGCCUGUGAAACAGAAGAAGAGGCACUUGGCGAACGUCCGGAGGGACUUUGUGAAAAAAGAAGUGAAGGAUUUUUUGGCAGUCGGGCACAUAAGAGAAUUCAAAAUAGAGUACAAACCAAGGACCGCAAUCAAUGGUCAAGCUUUGGCAGACUUCCUCGUCGAACUAACCGGUCUAGAGCCCGAAGCCGGACCUUCUCAUACGGUCGAACCGUGGUGGGACAUGGCCGUUGAUGGGGCCUCUGGACCGAAGGGAUGCAGAGCCGACAUAGUCUUCACUACUCUAGAAGGGUUCAAAAUCUACCAUGCCUUGGUUUUCAACUUCAAGCUUACCAACAAUGAGGCGGAGUAUGAGGCACUGACCGGAGGCCUCAGACUAGCCCAGGCACUCGGAAUAAAGAGAAUAAGAAUUCGUUCCGACUCAAGUCUUUUGGCUAAAAUUGAGAGUUUAGAUCAACCAAGUACUGAUCGGUUUGAAAUCGCGGCUAUCCAACUGGGCCAGAAUUCGGCAGCCGGGAUAAUCGGAGUAGAUGAUGACUGGAGGUACGAUCUCAUGGAAUAUUUGGAGACCGGUCAGAAACCGGAUGACGAGGAACGGGCCAGGAAGGUGGUCUUGCGGGCUCCCCGUUUUCAGGUAAUCGAUGGUCACUUGUACAAACGUGCCAUUGGUGGACCUCUCCUACGUUGCCUUACCAACCCGGAGGCUGAACGGGUAAUAGCUGAGGUGCAUGAGGGAGUUUGUGCAGCCCAUCAAAUGUCUCGCACCCUGGCUCAAAGGAUAAUAUUGCUUGGCUACUACUGGCCGACCAUUGUUGGGAAUUGUGAGCGGUAUGUCCAGAGAUGUAGGACGUGCCAGUUUCGUAACCCCUGGUUCACUGAGUACUUGGCUAGUUUUGGAAUCAAGCACAGCAAGGCCUCAGUAGCUUAUCCACAGGGAAAUGGCCAAGUCGAAAAUGCUAACCAGACGAUAGUGGACGGCCUAAAGAAGAGGUUGGGUGAAGAUGGCCAUAAAUGGUUGGAAGCUUUGCCUCACACGGUCUGGGCGCAUAGAGUGACUUCAAGAAGGGCAACCGGAGAAACUUCAUUUGUGCUCACUUACGGAUGUGAAGCCCGGUUGCCAGUUGAAGCAGAAAUUCCAACAUUUAGAGAAACCGUGUACCAGCCCGGUCAGAACGAGGUCGACCACCUAGCUAAGUUAAAUUUGGUGGAAGAACGAAGGACCCUAGCAGCUGUCAAGAUGGCCGGUUACCAGCAGUCGGUAAAGAGAUAUCACGACAACCGGGUGGGCCCACGGUACUUCCAAGUGCAUGAUGAGGUCUUGCGCAGACGGGAUGCUAGUAAACCUAACGAGAGAGGCAAGUUGGUGCGAAAUUGGGAAGGACCCUAUCGCAUAAAGGCGAUCAUCCGACCGGGCACUUACCAACUGGAGACUAUGGAAGGAAGCCGGGUUGACCGACAUUGGAACUCUCAUCACUUACGUAAAUUUUUUAGAUAAAGUGUAAUGAGUUCCCUAGGUGUUAAUAAAACUUUGUUCUUUUC